This is a messenger RNA of Hibiscus syriacus, 4545 nucleotides long. Its product is annotated as enhancer of mRNA-decapping protein 4-like. NCBI's taxonomy places the organism in Eukaryota, Viridiplantae, Streptophyta, Magnoliopsida, Malvales, Malvaceae. The record is from RefSeq and is a predicted model, not a curated record. Gene Ontology annotation, molecular function: protein binding. The coding region runs from base 214 to 4431 and encodes 1405 amino acids. Gene Ontology annotation, cellular component: P-body. Gene Ontology annotation, biological process: deadenylation-independent decapping of nuclear-transcribed mRNA. The transcript is spliced from 12 exons.
UGUUCCCUUUCUUUAUUGCGUCGUCGAGUCAUCAUCCAGUCUGGUCAACCCACACGAGAAGAGAUUCAAGAUUUGAUAUCUGAAGUUCCGAUUUUGAUCUUAAUCGAAGCAGGCAGAUCCAUGAAAACCUCCUCCUAUUCCUUGUGUUCAACAUAAGUAAGAUCUCAUCAAGUCUCUUCCUUAAUCCAUCUUUUUUUGUGGAUUUGGAAUUGGAUGGCUUCUUCCGGGAAUCCCAAUCUGCAACCCCAAAGCGGCGGCGCAGGUGAAAGCGGCGGCGGCGGAGGGAUCGAUUUGAAUAAACUUUUCAAACCCAGUUCAGGCCCUAUGCCGCAGCAUCUUCAAAACAUGAACGUAGUAGCAACUCCUCCAAUUCCCAACACUACCAACCUUACUACAUCUCCUUCUUUCCCGGCCCAAUCCUCCACGCCGCCUCCGCCGCCUUACUUGAUGCCUUCAUCCUCUUAUCCUCCGCCUACUGGGCCGUACCCUUACCACCACCACUACCUUCCUUAUCCUCCUCCUCCUCCCCAUCAACACCCCUUGCAUCCUAGUCCAAACCCACCACAGCUUCAUAUUAAUGGACCCAUUCCUUUUCAACCCCAACCCUCAGCACCCGCCACUUCUACUUCAGGAAGCGACGUUUUUAUGGCGUUUAUGGGUUCUCGAUCCCAGUCACAAGCUCCUGCAACUCCCCCUUCUGCCCCACCUCUUACUUUGAAUGUCAACCCAUGGCCAUCUGUUCCUUCGUCUCCCUCGCCUGCCCGACUGUUGAGUAGCAAGGUCCCCAAGGGAAGGCAUCUAAAUGGAACCAAUCUCGUUUAUGAUAUUAAUGUGAGGUUGCCCAGUGAAGUACAUCCCCAACUUGAGGUCACUCCCAUUACCAAGUAUGCUUCUGAUCCCGGCCUUGUUCUUGGUCGUCAGAUUGCUGUUAAUAGGAAUUACAUUUGCUAUGGUCUCAAGCUUGGGAAUAUCCGUAUCCUCAACAUCAACACCGCCCUCCGAUCCUUGCUUCGUGGCCACACUCAGAGAGUAACUGAUAUGGCUUUUUUUGCCGAGGAUGUCCACCUUUUGGCCAGUGCAAGUGUUGAUGGCCGGGUUUUUGUAUGGAAGAUCCAUGAAGGCCCUGAUGAUGAAGAUAAGCCGCAAAUUUUUGGCAAGGUUAUUAUUGCCAUUCAAAUUGUGGGGCAAGAAGAGUCGAAGCAUCCACGAGUCUGUUGGCAUCCUCACAAACAAGAGAUCUUGAUGGUUGCUAUUGGAAAUCGUAUCCUGAAAAUUGAUACAAUGAAAGUUGGAAAACUCGAAAGUUUUUCAGCUGAGGAACCUCUUAAUUGCUCUGUUGAUAAGCUUAUUGAUGGAGUUCAGUUUGUUGGUAAACAUGAUGGUGAGAUUACGGAGUUGUCAAUGUGCCAAUGGUUGACCACCCGUUUAGCUUCAGCUUCUGUAGAUGGCACGGUGAAAAUUUGGGAUGACCGUAAGCCCUUACCACUUGCAGUGUUGAGACCACAUGAUGGACUUCCUGUUAGCUCAGCAACAUUCUUGACUGCUCCACACCGCCCUGAUCAUAUUGUUCUUAUCACAGGAGGCCCACUAAACCGUGAAGUGAAAAUGUGGUCCUCUUCAAGUGAAGAAGGCUGGUUGUUGCCCAAUGAUGAUGAAUCAUGGCAGUGUACCCAGACACUGGAAUUGAGGUGUUCUGCUGAGUCUGAGGUUGACAAUGCAUUCUUUAACCAAGUUGUGGCACUGCCCCGUGCAGGCCUACUUCUGCUUGCAAAUGCGAAGAAGAAUGCUAUAUAUGCCGUACACAUAGACUAUGGGCCUUAUCCAGCAGCUACCCGCAUGGAUUACAUAGCUGAAUUCACUGUCACGAUGCCUAUAUUGAGUCUCACUGUAACAAGUGAUAAUUUGCCAGGUGGAGAAUCUGUCCAAGUCUACUGCGUUCAAACACAGGCUAUUCAGCAAUAUGCUUUGGAAUUGUCUCAAUGCCUGCCUCCACACCUGGAAAAGACAGACAUGGAUAAAACAGAUUCCAAUACUUCUCGCAGUUUUGAUGGCAUGAACUCUGAUGGUUCUGCUUCUCUGGAAUUAGCUAAUGGAUAUAAACCAACUGACGUGACUCUAAAUUCCUCAGUUCCGUCGUCAUCUAUAAAAUCAGGUAGCCCUGAAGGUGCUGCCAUGCCGAGCAGUUCACAAAUAUCAGCUUCUGCAGAGGCGACUUCCAUUUUCGAGAGUGAUGUGUUUGGAAUGGAAAGUAAGCCAAGUGCUUUGCCGACUGGUAGUAGUGCUGAAAAUUUGCACACUGCAUCACCUCCACUUCCGUUAACAACAAGGUUAUCACAAGAGUCUUCUGGUUUUAGAAGUCCAUCGAGUGCUGGUCAUGUUGACCGUCCUGCACAUGAUCAUUCUGUUGACCACAAAGUGGAUAUGGUCAAAGAGAAUAAGAUUGAAAGCCCCUACUCAGAUGAUCACAUGCAGAAAGGUGAAGAUAUUGCUCAAAACGACAUUUCAACUGUUCCUGAUCCUCAUACGGUGUUCAAACAUCCAACCCAUCUGGUUACACCUUCGGAGAUAUUGUCUAUUGUGUCUUCAUCAGCAGAGAAUGCACAGAAUAGUCAGGUUACUAAUGGGGAUGAGACAACAGUUGAAGAUGUGGUCAAGAAUGAUGCUGAAAGGAUAGAGGUAGAUGAUGAAGUUCAUGAUGAGAGAAGACUUGGUCAAAGUAAUGAAACAAAAUGUCCACAGGGCUCUCAUACUACUUUUGCAGAUAACAAAGAAAAGGCAUUCCACUCUCAGGCAUCAGAUCUUGGCAUUCAGAUGGCCAGAGAUUUUUGUUCAGAAAGUUAUGAUGUUGAGGGAGAUCAACAAGCUAAACGCAUGGGUGUUUCAGUUCAAGCAGAUAGACUUACUAAUGGUGGUGAUGGGGGUGACCAAAAUGUAAAUGAAGAUGCCCCUUCAAAGGUUGGUGAAACAGACACCGCUGUGACUGUUUCCCCAUCUCCUGCUUCUGCUAAAGGGAAAAAGCAGAAGAAGAAAACUUCUCAAGUAUCUAUCCUCUCUUCCCCUUCAGUGAACCCUUAUAAUUCCACAGAUUCAUCUAAUGAACCUGGGUGCAAUUCCGGGGCUCCGUCAGCUAAUGCUAUUUCCACUCAGUUGCUGGCCAUGCAGGAUAUGCUUGAACAGUCCCUUAGUAUGCAGAAGGAAAUACAGAAGCAGAUGAAUGCAAUUGUUUCUGCUCCAGUUAACAAAGAAGGGAAAAGACUGGAAGCAUCCCUGGGCAGGAGCAUUGAGAAAGCUGUAAAGGAAAAUACAGAUGCCUUAUGGGCUUGUUUCCAAGAUGAAAAUGCAAGACUAGAGAAGUUAGAAAGAGACCACAUGCAGCAGAUAACAAAUUUGAUCUCCAACUGUGUUAAUAAGGACUUGCCAGCCGUGUUCGAGAAAUCCUUAAAGAAGGAAAUAACUGCAGUUGGUUCUGUUCUGGCUCGGGCUAUUAGUCCCACGUUGGAGAAAAGUAUAUCUUCUGCCAUUACAGAGUCAUUCCAGAAAGGAGUUGGAGAGAAGGCAGUGAAUCAUUUGGAGAAGUCAGUCAGUUCAAAACUUGAAGUGACAUUGGCCAGGCAAAUCCAAGCACAAUUUCAAACUUCUGGAAAGCAAGCUCUUCAGGAUGCACUAAGGUCUAGCGUGGAAACUUAUGUUAUUCCAGCAUUUGAGAUGUCAUGCAAAUCCAUGUUUGAGCAAAUUGAUGUAACAUUUAAGAAAGGGCUAAGAGAACACACAGCUACUGCUCAUCAGCAAUUUGAAAAAUCACAUUCGUCCGUUGCUGCUACUCUACAGGAUGCUAUUAAUUCUGCAGCUUCAAUCACUCGAACUUUAAGUGGAGAAUUGGCAGAUGGGCAACGAAAACUUCUAGCUAUGGCAGCUGCAGGUGCCAACUCUAAUGCAGGAAAUCCCUUGCUGUCACAAUCAAGUAAUGGACCGUUGGCUCAUCUGCAUGAGAUGCAGCCAGAGGCAAAUACGGAUCCAGUGAAAGAGUUGGGAAGAAUGAUAGCUGAGAAGAAAUACAAUGAAGCAUUCACCGCAGCGCUGCAUAGAAGUGAUGUGUCCAUAGUUUCGUGGUUGUGUUCUCAGGUUGAUCUGCAAGGGAUACUGUCGAUGAAACCAUGCCCACUGAGCCAAGGAGUAUUGCUAGCACUGUUCCAGCAACUGGCUUGUGAUAUAAAUACAGAAACAAGUAGAAAGCUGGGAUGGAUGACUGAUGUAGGAGUGGCCAUAAUCCCAUCAGAUCCAACAAUAGCCAUGCAUAUGGUGCCCAUCUUUAGUCAGGUGUCCCAGAUUGUGGAUCAUCUUCAAACCACGUCUUCUUCUACAUCUGCAUCUGAAUCCGCCACCAUCCGCCUCCUUAAGUUUGUCAUCAACAGUGUGUUGAGCUGUAAAUGAUUGAUUGUGUUCACUUUUCAACAAUAUUACUCCUUUGCAUUUAUAUAUAGGAACAAUGCACUGAGAAGACGUGUGGGCAUUUUUAAUGAAUUCAGUUGGUUAUUUCAAUUUGUG